GAAACAGAAUCCGAGCCAGAACCCGAAUACCCAGGCAAAUUCAAACCCACCUUAAUCGUCUUCGCCAUAGCCCUAGCCAUAUUCCUCCUGGGCCUCGACUGCACAAUAUUCUCAACCGCCAUCCUCAAAGUCACGGAAGAAUUCCACGCGCUGGCUGACGUGGGCUGGUACGCCAGCGGUUACAUGUUGACAUUCUGCGCGUUCCAACUGACAUGGGGGAAAGUGUAUACGUUUUGCUCGAUCCGGUGGACGUAUCUGGUUGCGCUGUUCUUGUUUGAAUUGGGAUCGAUUAUCUGUGCUGUUGUACCGUCGUCGCUGGUCCUCAUUCUUGAGAGGGCGAUUGCGGGUGUUGGGAGUUGGGGGACGAGUGUUGUUACCAGCCAGGCUGUUAAUCGAGAUGAGAGCCAUGUCACUGUGCCCAAGCGGGUGUUUAAAGACCGCAGAAUUUGGGCUGAUGCUAUCUUCGGGGCCAGCAUCAUCGGGCCGUUUUUCAUUAUGCUCUACUAUAUCCCCAUCUGGUUCCAAGCAAUCAAAGGUGCCUCAGCAAUCAAAUCCGGCAUCAUGAACCUCCCCAUGGUCCUCGGCUUCGUCAUCUUCUCAACGCUAGGCGGCGCCCUGACAUCCAAAACCGGCCACCCCGUCCCCUUCACCUACCUCGCUGUCAUACUCACAUCCAUCGGCGCCGGCCUCCUAACAACCUUCAAACCCACCUCUGGCCACCCAGAGUGGAUAGGCUACCAAUGGAUAGGCUACCAAGUGAUCUUCGGCGCAGGCACAGGACUCGGCUACCAAACCACCCUAACAGUCGUACAGACACUUCCAGUCCGCGACGUCUCCAUCAGUACAUCGAUCGUCCUCUUUCUGAUGAAUCUGGUUGGCACAGUCAUGUUAUCUGUUGUCGAGAACGGGUUUACGAACCAGUUGGUUGGGAAUUUGGGACGGUUGUCGAGUGGUGUUGAUCCGGAUGUUGUUAUGGGCGCUGGGGCGACGGGGUUUCGGGAGAUGGUGUCGGAGGAUAUGUAUGGGGAGGUGUUG
This is a messenger RNA of Aspergillus glaucus CBS 516.65, 1035 nucleotides long. RefSeq lists its product as uncharacterized. Lineage: Eukaryota; Fungi; Ascomycota; Eurotiomycetes; Eurotiales; Aspergillaceae. The transcript has 3 exons. Gene Ontology annotation, molecular function: transmembrane transporter activity. The annotation marks the transcript as partial. The record is from RefSeq and is a predicted model, not a curated record. Gene Ontology annotation, biological process: transmembrane transport.